UCCAAAUCUUCAAAAAAUUCUCUUUAAUUAUCGAAGUUACUUGGAAGUAAUUCGCUACUAACCUACGAUCUCAAGAGUCUAGUCCUGUGAUUACUACUCCUACAAGUAGAGUUUUAAGCGUUUCAACACGACACUCCUACUACCACUGGCUACGUCUACAACAUGGGCACUCUAAUUCAAGAUGAAGGCCAGCCCUCCUCCUUUAAUUCUAGUACGUCUACCUAGAAGAAGUUUUAAUUUGUUAAUGUUAAUGCUGAUGAUCAAAGGUCAACAAUGGAGGAUGUUCACGGGCUCCAAGAAAACAACUUACACGGAGAGAUUGAAGAGAUCGAAGACGAAACGGACAAGAGAUUCAAGCGGUUCAAGAACUUUGAUAUUGAUAGAAACCUUCCAUUGGAUCACCACUUCGUCAAUUGCGGGAGAUCUACGAAGCCGGUCCCGCCAACAAGCUCUCUGGCCGAAACGCUCCGAGAAGAACGGAGGAUUUUAGGCUCAAACCUGCCGAAUUCAAUCUUCGUCAGAGGCUACGAAAACAGAAUCGAUCUAAUGAGAGCUGCAAUUAUAGGCCCUCCCGAUACGCCUUACCAUCUGGGCAUCUUCUUCUUCGACGUUCUCUUCCCCGGGGACUAUCCGGCGCGGCCGCCGAAACUCUCGUUCCACUCUCAGGGACUCGAUUUGCAUCCCGGCCUCCGGCCGGACGGCAAGGUCUGCCUCAGCCUUCUGGAGAACUGGUACGGACGCCUCGUCUACGGCUGGUUCGGGUGCAACGCGGAGAAGUGGAACCCGAAGCGAUCGAAUCUCGCACAAGUGCUGCUCUCGAUUCGGUGCCUGAUUUUGAACGAGCAACCCUACUACAAUCAGCCAAUCCGCCUGUACACAUCGAAAUGGAACAAGAACAAGUUCAUGUUGUCGUGCGAGGCCAUGAUUCGAACACUCGAAUCGCCGCCUCGGGGAUUCGAAGACUUUGUGGCAGGCCAUUUUAGGCGGAGGGCCCAUCCCAUUCUGACGAAGUACGGAGACUUAAUGGAUGAGAGCGAGGGCAUGAGGCAGUUGUUCCUGAAGCUGGUAAAGGCGUUCGAAGAGAACGGGGCAUAUUGUAAGCAUCAUCUGGGUCAGGUGAAAGUAAAACCGAAGAAGUAGAUGGUGAGGCUAAUUGGUUGGAAUUUGAUUGCCUGCUCCAACGGCUCGCUCCUUUGAGGGUGUUAAUGGUACAGGAUUUGGCUUUUCCUUUUCAUGUUACAUUAAUUCUUUUAGAUUAGCUACUAAAUUGACUGCUGUUACUGCUUACUGCUAACUG
Diospyros lotus (date-plum) is the source of this 1297-nucleotide messenger RNA. Its product is annotated as putative ubiquitin-conjugating enzyme E2 38. The coding region runs from base 274 to 1140 and encodes 288 amino acids. Gene Ontology annotation, molecular function: ubiquitin conjugating enzyme activity. The record is from RefSeq and is a predicted model, not a curated record. The transcript has a single exon. Lineage: Eukaryota; Viridiplantae; Streptophyta; Magnoliopsida; Ericales; Ebenaceae.